This is a messenger RNA of Notechis scutatus (mainland tiger snake), 3181 nucleotides long. Lineage: Eukaryota; Metazoa; Chordata; Lepidosauria; Squamata; Elapidae. The record is from RefSeq and is a predicted model, not a curated record.
AUGGUGUAUCGGUUAGGAGCCUUCGACAACUUUGGCCUUCAACCCACCCUUCCUGACUUAGAGGGGGAUCUCCUCUUCCUAUUGGACAGCUCAGGCAGCGUCUCCUACUAUGAAUUCUCCAGGAUCAAAGAGUUCAUCGCUGAACUGCUUCUCCCGUUUACCUUUGGACCUCACGAUGUCCAGACCGGCAUCGUCCACAUCAGUACCAUGCCCAUCCUGGAGUUCCCCUUUGACCGGCAUUUCUCCACCGGGGCCAUCCAGCAUGCCAUCCGCAACAUCCAGCAGGUGAUGGGGGACACCAACACCGGCCAAACCAUUUCCUUCGCCAAGGAGAAGCUCUUCACGGCGGAAGCGGGGGCCCGUCCCAACGUCCCCAAAGUGCUGGUGUGGGUGACCGAUGGCUUCUCCAAGGGCGACGUCACCCAGCCCAUGCAGCUUCUGAAAGACAUGGGGGUCACCGUCUUCAUUGUCAGCACGGGGAGGGGCAACUACCUGGAGCUCUCGGCUGCCGCCAGCCAACCGCCGGAGAAGCACCUCCACUUUGUCGAUGUGGAUGACCUGGGCCUCAUCACCAAGGAGCUGCAGGAUUCCAUUGCAGCCAUCAUCCAAGCCAAGCGCCUGAAAGCCACGGACAUCACCGCAAGCAGUUUCCGCCUCACUUGGCCCCAGCUUCUGACGCGGGACACCGGCUACUACAUUUUGGAGUAUGCCCCGAGUGGUGAACCCCGGCGGAAAGUGACCAAACAACUCACCGGGGACCACACCAGCCUUGUGGUGGCUCAACUGGCCUCACAAACUGACUAUGAGGUUGUCCUCAUCCCAGAAUCCAACGAGAAAUACAUCCCGCCACAAACCACCAGAGUCACCACUCUGGAAGACGUGGUCAGCCCAGCCCAGAUUCUUAUCUCGGAGUCCAAACCCCACAGCAUCCGGGUCAGCUGGUCCCCCAUCCUAGAGACGGUGGCCGCCUAUCAAGUCAUGUACGGCCCCCUGAAUGACAAUUUAGUCCAGCUGCAAGAGGUGGACGGGAGUCUCAAUAGCACCGUCCUGGAAAACCUCCUGGCCAACACCAGCUACUUGGUGACGGUGUCCGCCAUUUAUAAGUCUGGCAAGGAGAAAGCCCUCUCAGCCAAAGCCUGCACACGGGAAGAAUACUCCAAAAUAAAGCACCUCCAUUUUGAAGAUCUGAGCCCCAGCUCUGUAAAGGCUUCCUGGGAUCCAGCAGAAGGAGACGUGUUGGGUUACCGUGUUCGGUGUCGGAGGCAAGCUGGCUCUUCGACCCUCCUCAGCGUUUCACCACAGAUCCACAGUGUUCUGCUGUCAGAUCUGACCCCCGGCAGCAACAGCAAAGUGUGUGUGAAGCCUGUGUACAGAGCCCGCCCUGGGAAAGGACUGUGUCGAAUGAUCCAUCGGCAGCCUGCUUCAGCCACAGGUGGCUACAGGCACCGUCAGAGAGUGUGAGAAUUUGUGAGCAAAAUAUUUGUGGGUCAGAAGACGAGGAUAACCUGGGAUAGCCUAGGUAUCAAGACACCAGGAUGAGGAAGGCUACAGCCCCUUUUUAAACCUCUGGUUUUAAAGUCCUCUUUUGCCACUGACUUUUGCCUACAAAUGCCCCGAUUUGUCUCGUUUACAGAAAACAGCUUCAUGGGGAUAUUGGAUCUUGCUAGAAAAAGACGUCCUUGCUCACCGAGUUUCCUUUCCUUUCUUUGGAAUACCGGCGAAAGACUCAAGUCCCGCUUCUUUUGCACUAUUUAUUUGGGUGUUGUAUUAAAUGGGAAGGAGCAGAGAAAGCAAACGGAUCUUGGUUCUUUUCUCACAAGGAAGUGAGAACAUUCACCUUCUGAUUUGCAUUCCGAAUUCUAAGAACGUCUUUCUGCUUCAAAAGCUAUUGCAGUUCGGGGGGGGGGGGGGAGGGGAGGGGGGAAGCAAUUAGAAACCCAAGGCAGAUCCCAAAUGAUUUCUCGGUUAUUGUCCAAGGCCCAAAAUCUUAACUGUUGAACGCUGUUGUCAACUGAAUUAAGCACAUAUGAAUGAAUCCCAAAGAGACUGAGGGAGCGUCGAGAGCAAAACCACUGGCCCCCUGAUAUUUCCUGUUUUAUUUAUCCACAUUUGCUCUGCCCUUGGAAGGAAAUAGUUAAGACUGCCAGGAUGUCAAACUCUUUUUCAGGCUGAGUGUCACCUUAACCUUUGAGCACUGUGCCAGGAUCCACAUUCCAAGAAAUAGGUGGAUCAGAAAAACAGAUCUAGCAAUGGCAGGACAUAAUAUGUGACCGAAUAAAAUUGAGAGAUACGGUUACUGGACAGUAAACUAGUAGGGCGAUGAACAUGCUUAAUCCCAGUCUAUUUUGGGUGGCAUCAAAAAUUACAUUUGUUGGGGGGGGGGGGGAAAUGCAACCAUUUAGAGAAAGUUGAGCACCCCCGCCAUAGAUACCAGGGAGCAAUUAACUGAUAAACAGAGAUAAAGACAGACAUCAAAGGAUAGCUAAGAUGCUCAGAACGUUUUGGGGAACAAGGUAAUGUAUAUUGUGGAAACGCAGACAGGGAGCAUUACACGGGGCUGGAUCCAUCAGUGUCUGCCUGAAUUGAACAGUGGCCUAUGCAGUAGAAAUAUUGUAAAUUUCUGGAAAUGUGAGAGAGGUGGCUGGGCCGCCUCAAACCUGAGAUCGUCCAGCAAAAUCACACGUUUGGUUCAGAAGACACAACCUGAAGCACUUUUUCACGCAAAGUGAUGGGCGUCGGAAAUGUUGUUCCUUAGCUGUGUUGGUCCUUUGGGGAAAAGUAGCUUGCAAAUUACCAUAAUCUGGCCAGUUUGUGCAGCACUGCCAGACAAUUGGAGCUUAGGACCUUUUGUUAAGGCAGCGAACAAACUUGUUUGAAAAAUACAGUAUUAUCAUGACCAUCCUGGGUGGCAGAUCCCAACAGAUUUGCGGAGCACCCAGCUGGAGAUGGUGGACCUAAAAAUAUGCAACCAGAGAAUCUCUACCGUAAAUCACUGCAUUUAGACAACUAGUCCCUCAAGAUGAAGUUCAGCUAGAAUCCCAAAAUGCUUGUUUUCCACGCAUGUUUUGUUUAACUGUUUCAACGUGGGAGCCCCCGUCUGCAUGAGAAUUGAACUAGCCCAAACAAUGGUGGAAUUUCUCAGCCCAAACUAGUUAACAGAAAGGCAGGUGUUGUUUUUGUU